This is a messenger RNA of Morus notabilis, 2176 nucleotides long. Its product is annotated as probable serine/threonine-protein kinase At4g35230. The coding region runs from base 462 to 2006 and encodes 514 amino acids. Gene Ontology annotation, molecular function: protein binding; protein kinase activity; ATP binding. NCBI's taxonomy places the organism in Eukaryota, Viridiplantae, Streptophyta, Magnoliopsida, Rosales, Moraceae. Gene Ontology annotation, biological process: brassinosteroid mediated signaling pathway; protein phosphorylation. The transcript has 9 exons. The record is from RefSeq and is a predicted model, not a curated record.
AUAAGUGCUUUUCCUCUCCCAAAAUCAAUACCAAACCAAUCCCUUGUCCUCAACUCAACUCCUCCUUUAACUGUUACUACCCAGUUCCCUGUUUUUUGCUUGAAACUACCCACUUCCCUGUUGUUGUAACAAACAUAAAAUCAACUAAAAUAACUGUUUAGGAGAGGAGACAUCUAAUCAUAUAAAUAAAUAUAUAUAUUUUAAAAAAUUAAAAUUAAAAGAAACCAGAGACAGAGAGGAAAAUACAGAGGAAAGCGUUCUCUCUCUCUCUCUCUCUCUCUCUUCCUCUUCUUCUUCUCCUUUUUUCUAACUUUAAUUUACCCACCCACUUCACUCAUUCAUUCAUGGUUUCCCUUUAGUAUCUGCCAGCCAGCUCUAAGCAGCUUCCAACAGUGAACCAGAGAGAGAGAGACAAAAAGAAAGAGGAGAGAGAGAGAGAGAAAGAAGGAGGAGAGAGAGAGAUGGGUUGCUGUAUAUCGUUGUUUAAGAGCAAGAGCAACGAUGCUGAAGAGAAGAAGGGCCAGGCCCAACAGCAGGUCCAUCAGAACCCGACCCAAUACAACCACCACUCGCCUCCGACGGUGGGGCCGGAGCCGCCGAGCUCGGCGCCGGGCCCAGGUCCAGGCCCUUCCCCGGCAACGUUCUGUGAGUUCUCGCUGGCCGACCUGAAAGCCGCGACCAACAACUUCAGCGCUGACUUCAUCGUCUCGGAGAGCGGCGCGAAAGCCCCCAACGUCGUCUACAAGGGCCGCCUCCAUAAUCGCUCAUGGAUCGCCGUCAAGAAGUUCACCAAGCUCGCCUGGCCCGACCCCAAGCAGUUCGCCGAGGAGGCGAGAGGAGUAGGGGAGAUGAGGCAUCGAAGGGUGGCGAAUUUGAUUGGGUAUUGCUGUGAUGGUGAUGAGAGGCUGCUCGUUGCUGAGUACAUGCCUAAUGACACUCUUGCUAAGCAUUUGUUCCACUGGGAAAAUCAAACAAUUGAGUGGUCCAUGCGUUUAAGAGUGUCUCUUUAUAUUGCUGAAGCCUUGGAUUAUUUUAGUACUGAGGGUCGUCGAUUAUACCAUGAUUUGAAUGCGUAUAGGGUUCUCUUUGAUGAGGAUGGUGAUCCGCGCCUUUCAUGUUUUGGCUUGAUGAAGAAUAGUAGGGACGGGAAAAGUUACAGCACCAAUCUUGCCUAUACACCUCCUGAGUAUUUAAAAAAUGGAAGAGUCACCCCAGAAAGUGUUAUCUACAGUUUUGGAACUGUCCUUCUGGAUCUGUUAAGUGGCAAGCAUAUCCCUCCAAGUCAUGCUCUUGACAUGAUACGCGAAAAGAAUAUUGUUCUUUUAAUGGACUCACAUCUGGAAGGAAAGUUUUCUACAGAAGAGGCAACAGUAGUUGUCAAUCUUGCUUCUAAAUGUCUGCAAUAUGAACCUAGGGAGCGGCCUAGUACGAAGGAGCUCGUUUCAACACUUUCUCCUCUGCACACUAAACCCGAUGUUCCGUCUUAUGUCAUGCUUGGAAUUCCAAAGCAUGAGGAAGCCCCUUCAACCCCACCGCGGCCCCUUUCACCUAUGGGAGAGGCCUGUUCCCGGAUGGACCUCACAGCAAUUCAUCAAAUCUUGGUUAUGACCCACUACAGAGAUGAUGAAGGAACCAAUGAGUUGUCGUUCCAAGAGUGGACUCAGCAAAUGAGAGACAUGCUCGAUGCAAGAAAAAGAGGGGACUAUGCAUUCAAGGACAAAGAUUUUAAAACUGCCAUUGACUGUUAUUCCCAGUUCAUAAAUGUAGGAACAAUGGUCUCUCCAACUGUUUUUGCUAGGCGCAGUUUGUGCUAUUUGUUAUGCGAUCAACCCGAUCCCGCUCUUCGAGAUGCGAUGCAAGCGCAGUGUGUUUACCCGGAUUGGCCUACGGCGUUUUACAUGCAGUCGGUAGCUCUUGCAAAGUUGGACAUGCACAAGGAUGCGGCUGACAUGUUGAAUGAGGCAGCCUCAUUAGAAGAGAAGAGGCAACGAGGUGGGAGGGGAUAGGGAGAAAUGAGAAUCAAACCUAACAGAAACCCGUUCAACACUACUAAUAAUGUUGUUGAGGCUGACCUAAAUUUGUAUAAAAUCCGAGCUGUGAAUCAAAAUUGCUUUCUCAAUUGAAUUGUCUAUAUAACUUAUAUAUAAAAGGAAGCCGUCCUGUUCAUCAUAAAAAA